Notodromas monacha is the source of this 1584-nucleotide messenger RNA. NCBI's taxonomy places the organism in Eukaryota, Metazoa, Arthropoda, Ostracoda, Podocopida, Cyprididae. The record is from the annotation of a GenBank genome assembly.
AUGCGGUACUUGCCUCGCCCGAUCGACCUGCGCCACAUGGAGCAAUUCAUUUCCUUUUUCAUCACUGGCGUCACUAUUCUCGUGGUGGCUGUGCCUGAGGGGCUUCCACUAGCUACAGGCACGUUGACAACAAAUCGAAUGGAAGUAGUGGCCAUCUACGUGGAAUCGAACUUCAUUGCUCCGAUCAAAGGGAAGGUUUCCAAUAAGAUUUCCAAGAGUGUUAGAAAGCUUCUCGUGGAUAGCAUCGCUUUGAACUCGUCUUACACAUCGAUGAUCGUGCCCAGCGAAAUACCCGGUGGGCCCCCGAGUUUCAUGGGAAAUAUGACUGAAUGUGCUCUUCUCGGCCUCGCCAAGGAACUCGGCGCGGAUUACAAGGCGAUCCGAAGCGCAGUGCCGGACACGUCUUUCACUCACGUCCUCACUUUCAACUCUGACCGGAAAUCCAUGACAACCAUGGUCCGGUCCGAGCUCGUGGGCUACAAACCCGGCCACUACGUCAUCCACACCAAGGGCGCCUCCGAGAUCGUUCUCAAACACUGCGAACGCGUCUUAGUCGCCGACGGCAACGAGGAGAUCAUCAGCCCGGAAACCCUGGCGUCCAUCAACAAAAUCAUCAGCACGAUGGCGGCGAAUGCCUUGCGGACCAUAGGCCUGUCGUUUAAGAUCCUGCCGGAUACGGCGGACUUGGAAGACGAUUCAGCGACGUUGGAGUCGCAAACUUUGAUCGCCAUUUGCGGGAUUGAGGAUCCCGUGAGGGAGGAAGUGCCGGCGGCCGUGGCGGCGUGUCAGCGGGCGGGGAUCACUGUGCGCAUGCUGACCGGGGAUAAUUUGAAUACGGCCAAGAGCAUAGCCACACAAUGCGGAAUCUUGAGCAGCGACGAGAGCGACGUCCUCGCGAUGGAAGGAACGGAAUUCAACAAGAAAAUCAAAGAUCCAGACUCGGGCCAAGUGAUACAAUCUCAGCUGGACAAAAUAUGGCCGAAACUUCGAGUGCUCGCCCGGUGUUUGCCCGAGGACAAGUACAACCUGGUGCGCGGGAUGCGGAUGGCCAAGCCUGUCGGGGCAAGCAGGAACCGGGAAGUCGUCGCAGUGACCGGGGACGGCACGAACGACGCCCCGGCCCUCAAGAUGGCCGAUGUCGGGUUCGCCAUGGGCAUCACCGGCACCGACGUGGCCAAGGAGGCCUCGGACAUCAUCCUCAUGGACGACAACUUCACCAGCAUCGUGAAAGCCGUCAUGUGGGGUCGCACCGUUUUCGACAAUAUUUGCAAAUUUCUCCAGUUCCAGUUGACGGUGAAUCUAGUGGCCCUGGUCAUUUCAUUCACGUCGGCCUGCGUUCUGAAUGACAGUCCACUCCGAGCAGUUCAAAUGCUAUGGGUUAACAUGGUCAUGGACACUCUGGCAUCCGUGGCUCUGUCAUCCGAAAACCCCUCGGAAGACGUGCUUGAGAGAUUGCCGGUGGGAAGUGCGUCGAACAUUGUCACGAAAGACAUGUUCUCGCUCAUCGUCGGCAUGGCUUUUUACAUGCUCGUCGUGUUGCUGACAGUGCAAUACUAUGGGCCGAAGAUGUUCAGAAUGUCGUGA